Molecule: messenger RNA, 4077 nt
Organism: Trichogramma pretiosum
Lineage: Eukaryota; Metazoa; Arthropoda; Insecta; Hymenoptera; Trichogrammatidae
Gene: Maf1
Product: repressor of RNA polymerase III transcription MAF1 homolog
Exons: 5
Coding region: 2594-3295 (233 amino acids)
Biological process (GO): negative regulation of transcription by RNA polymerase III
Cellular component (GO): nucleus
Molecular function (GO): RNA polymerase III core binding
Source: RefSeq, a predicted model, not a curated record
ACAUAUACUACUACUACAUGUAAUAUUCGGCGGCGAGCGGUUCUCUUUUCUUCUCUUUUUUUGCGAAAGAAGAGUUCAGCAGAGUCUGCACUAUAGCUAUAUAUUUGUGUACAGUACGCGCACAUAUACACCGACGGUACGUCGCACCAAUACACACGUAGGCCAGAGUAUAGUGUUGUACAGCUACGACGACGACGACGACACGACGGUAUUAUAGAGGACGAAUCAGUGCAAGUUAGCUCGAGACACAAACAAAGAUCUACGCAGUUUUCAAGAUCGGCAUAGAGUGUGCGAGAGACAUCGUUAUCCGUGCGAAAAAGAAGGAUUAUUUGUUUACGACGUUUUACGAGUUUUGCGCGUCUAUACACACAAACAUCCGAGAGAGAAGUGAUUCCAGAAUUUCGAGGCUCGCGUUUUAGUCUAGUUCGUGAUAAUAAUAAUAUAUAUAUAUCACACGGCUCAGUUUUUCUGUGUGCGUGCGCCGUUGUUAAUUAAAUUGAUUUAAAAAAAAAAAAACAGUACAUUUAUGCACGCUUUGUGUGCGAGAUCGUUCGGUGCUCGACUCUGUUAUUGUACACUGGUUAAAAUGUCCGCGUCUAUGAUGGAUUGUCAUCGGCAGUAGCGUUACGCCAAUCGCGUGUUUUUGUGUGCAUCAAACGAAUAUAUAUACACGAAAAAAGUAGUAGUGGUGUCGUCAGCCAGUGUGUGUACAAGUAUAGGCGCUUCCGACUCCAAAAAAAGAAGAAAAAUAAAUAAGUGCGUGCGUGCGUGACCGUUCUCUCGGUACUUUUAUUUUUUUGCGUGCGCGCCAUCGAGUGCAAAGAAAGCAAAAAAAAAACAAAGCAAAAAAAAACGUCACCGACGUUUAUAAAUCGAAGACAAAAGAGAAAAAUAAAACGCUCGCUCCCAACGAGAGAACUCCGUACUUGUUGGUGAUAAAAAAAAAGAAAAAGGAAUCGUGCAGGAGUGAGACGCUCGCUCUUGUCAUUUCGGCGAAGUUGAUACAACGCGAUAAUAAUAACAAUAACAACCCGCGAGUGUCGAGUUGUGCGCUCGCGAGUACUAUAACAAGUAGUGGGCCGCGGUCUUUGUGCGUUUUUCAAAACAAUCGUCUCUUAUCGGCCUGUUUUUGUACUUUUAUUAUUGUUAUUUGGGCUGUCGAGCGACGCUCGUAUAAAUCGCUUUCUAAUUUCCGAGACUCCGCUCCGCUCUGUGUGCGUGUAUACAUCGACGCUUCAGUCGUAUACCCACACAAACACACACAUACAUACUUAUACACGUUCCUGCAUAGGUGUUUUUCUUUGUCAGUGUAGUGCAGAUAUAUAACUACUGCUGCGAUCUGCGCAUUUUGUGUAUAUUACACACACACACACGCACACACCCAUAAAAGUACUUGAUAUACUUGGUGUGUGCGCUCGUUCCCACUGACGUAUCCCACCAACUCUUCUUUCUCUCUUCGUUUCUGCACACUCGCAGCACUGCUACGUGUGUUUGUGUCUGUGUUUACUCCUGUGUGGUGUCAAAGAACUGUUGUUUCUCUCUCUCUCUCUCGGCUCGCUUGCAGAGCAGCAGCACGACGAUAUAUAGUACAGCGAAAAAGCCAGCUUUUCAAGAGCAAAUUCGAGACGCAUCGGCCCAGUUUGGCAACAAUAAUAUAAACACUACAUAGUGUCAAACGUCGGCGUUAUACAUAUAUAUAUAUAUAAUCCGACGCACGUAAUUCCCCCCGAGAAGGUGGCCUGAAAUAUUUUCGGAGCAUCAGCCUUGUUCUCUCUUCUAUCUCGCUUCCUCUCUCUUUGUGCGAACACGAGAGAUUUUUGAUUUCGGCCUUCGCGCGCGCGACGCAAUCAGCAGCAGCAGCCACACACCUACCUACCUUGUCAAAGCCAGUUGUCAUCGUCGUUUAUAUAUAAUAUUUUGCUUUUGCUCGAUCUUCGCGUGCGUCUCCGUCCACUCGUAGCCCACUUUUAAAAUCACCGAGUGUGUAAUGUACCCCAAGCCGUCGGCAAGAAUAAGCACGUCGUCGAUCAAUUUCGUUCACUCGAUAAGAAAAGGCAUUUUCAUACAGAAAAGAAAAAUGUUCAGAGAUCUAAAGGGCUUACGAAGUCCAAGUACGAAUUACCUUCUUCGUCGCUACUGAAUCGCCCGCGCGGGGAUCAGCAUCGGGGCCAAUUCAGCCUCCGAUCGUCACGAGGACAAAAAGAAUUUCAUACGGAAAAAAAAGUAAAUAAACAAACAAAUCCGAUAUCGCCUCUGCGAAUUGAAUUUCGAGGCAUAGAAGAUUUCAUUCGCUCGUUGGGAUAACGCGAGAGUUAGCGCGGGCUACAUUGACAGUUUUUUCGAAUCGUAUCGCCGUUCUCUUUUUCGCCAAUCCGCGGCUGUAUACAAAAUAGAACAGGGAGAGAUUGUUAUGUGAUCGUAAAUCGAACGCACCCACACGACCGAGCGCAGUUUGAAAAUAUAUAAUACAACCGAAAAAAGAGAUCGCAAGAAGAUAAGAACUCAAAAGUACACUCGAGAAACGUUUAUUUAUUAAUAUUACUUUUACAUCGAGAUCGAGUUGAAUUAAUAAAGAAAAAAAAAAGAAGUAAUCAUGAAGCUGCUAGAAAGUACGCGCUUCGAGGCGAUCAAUAACGCAUUGUCCGUCACCACCGGCGAAUGCAAAAUCAUCGGAAGCAUCGAGAGCUACUCGUGCAAAAUGGCAGGAGACGAUAAGCAACUUUACAAACGAUUCAACGCGGAGCAAGGUACAUCUCCGAAGGGACUCCAGGCGUUAUCCCCACCUCAAGCUGCUUUUGGUACAUCUCCUGGCUGUUUAUAUGGCCAAAGUACAUCGGGAGAUGAAGAUGGACCUCUAUGUGAUACUAUCAGCAGAAAAACUUUGUUUUACCUGAUAGCAACUCUUAAUUCUGCUUUUGGUCCAGAUUACGACUUUGCCAAUGCUAAGAGUCACGAAUUUAGUAAAGAGCCAAGCUUACAAUGGGUCACCAAUGCCAUUGACAGUAAUUUGAGCGCAACUGCUGGUGAUCACUAUCGAACCAUUAGAAACGCUCUUUGGCAAGCUAUUGAUGAUGAAAUAUCAAUGGCAGAAUGUGAUAUUUAUAGUUAUAAUCCUGAUUUACAAUCAGAUCCUUACGGAGAAGAUGGAUGCAUAUGGUCAUUCAAUUAUUUUUUUUAUAAUAAAAAAAUGAAGAGAAUUGUAUUUUUCACGUGCCGAUCAAUCAAUCCACUCUAUGCUCAUAUGGAUUCUGGAUAUGGAAGUUAUUUCUUCCAGGAAGAAGAGUAUGAUGAAUAAACUUUACUCACUUGCAGAUGAUCUAAUUCUCUCAAAUGUUCAUGAUUUAUCAAUACGAUGGAAAAACAUCAACGAAAAAAUUUCUUUUUUUUGAAUCAUUGUAUGUAUUUGAAAAGUAUACUUCAUGAAUAAGUAUCAAUAGAAAAAUUAUAAUGUCAAAACAAUCAACCAAUUUCAAAUUUUGAUGUUGAUCAUAAAAAACGUCCAUUGAGAUUGAAUACUUAAUGCAUCUCUGUUACGCAGAUCAAAAAUUAUCUCUACAAGUAUUCAUUAACCUAUUUAAGUAAUAGUUAUAGAACAGUUUUUCCAAGUUUGGUACCUGAUCUCAAAAUUAUUAUGAAUAGAUUUUUGAUAAAAAUAUUUAAUUAAAGUUCUGCGAUAUACUUUCGAUUUUGAAUUAUUAAUAAGACUACAUUAUAUUACAAAUAUAAGUAGAUACACGUUUUUCAAGAGGUGAGGCCUUACAUGCAUUACUAUGCUAUAAAACGAAACAAAUUUGAUCAACAUGAAACACAAUUUUAUGUUUUUUUUUUUAACAGAUUACACUAACUAUCGGUUAAAUUUUAAAAUACAGUGAAUUUUCAUUAAUUUAAUUAUAGUAGAAGAUUCAUUACUUAAAAAAAGAUUAUAUUUAUGUAGAAUACAUUAGGUAUGCAAUAGAACCAGUGAUAUAAAUGAACAAUUGCAUAAUUAUAGCAUGAUCACUACGCAGAACGUCUAUAUGUAUCAAACCUAUAAUGUUUGUAGGCAAAAUAAAAUGAUCUUGAAAAAUGAAACAAAAA